UACAGCUUUCAAUUACCCACGAAGAUUUGUACGUGCUUUCUGCAAAUUCAUUUGUAGUUUCUUAAAAAACAUGUGUGUUCCCCGUUUCUUAAAGCAAUUCUUCUUCUUCUUGUUCUUCCUCUUCGUAUUCUCUAUCAGCGCCCACCUCAUAACCUCCCAUUUCUUAUUCCCUCCCAAAAACCUUCACUCUAAGAAAACUUCCCAACUAAUCCCCACAUCAUGACGUCCCAACCAUACUCUCUUCCUCUUCUUAUAUAAUGCAUUUCCUGUCCUCACUGCCCACCAACCAAGACCUUUUUUCCUUUUCUGCUCGGUUUUAGCUCUCAAAUUUCGUCUCUGUUUGAGGGCAAAAUGAGGUCUUGGAUUCGGGUUCUUGCUCUUCUCACUUUUCUUGCUUUUGCUUGGGCGAUUUCAGCUGAUCACAAUGUGCGCACUGAGAGAAUUUCAGGAAGUGCUGGUGAUGUCUUGGAAGAUAAUCCAGUAGGAAGGUUGAAAGUUUAUGUGUAUGAGCUUCCUAGCAAAUACAACAAGAAGAUCCUUCAGAAGGACCCCAGAUGCCUCACUCAUAUGUUUGCUGCUGAAAUCUUUAUGCAUAGGUUUCUUCUAUCCAGUCCAGUUAGAACUUCAAAUCCCGAGGAAGCAGAUUGGUUUUAUACUCCAAUAUAUACCACUUGUGACCUUACUCCCACUGGAUUGCCAUUGCCCUUCAAAUCUCCACGGAUGAUGAGAAGCGCAAUACAGCUCAUCUCUUCAAAUUGGCCUUAUUGGAAUCGGACAGAAGGAGCAGAUCAUUUCUUUGUUGUACCCCAUGACUUUGGAGCCUGCUUCCAUUAUCAGGAAGAAAAAGCUAUUGAAAGGGGGAUACUUCCAUUACUCCAGCGUGCAACCUUGGUUCAGACAUUUGGACAGAGAAACCAUGUGUGUCUGAAAGAGGGUUCAAUCACUAUUCCUCCAUUUGCUCCACCUCAAAAGAUGCAGGCCCACCUGAUUCCACAGGAAACUCCAAGAUCUAUCUUUGUCUACUUCCGUGGUUUAUUCUAUGAUGUUAAUAAUGAUCCAGAAGGUGGUUACUAUGCCAGGGGUGCAAGAGCGGCUGUCUGGGAGAAUUUUAAGAACAAUCCACUCUUUGACAUCUCUACCGAGCACCCAACUACAUAUUAUGAAGACAUGCAACGGGCCAUAUUCUGUUUGUGCCCUCUGGGAUGGGCCCCAUGGAGUCCUAGGCUAGUUGAAGCAGUUGUAUUUGGUUGCAUCCCUGUUAUUAUAGCUGAUGAUAUUGUUUUACCCUUCGCUGAUGCCAUCCCUUGGGAGGAAAUAGGAGUGUAUGUAGCGGAGGAAGAUGUGCCAAACCUGGAUACCAUCCUCACUUCCAUUCCACCAGAAGUUAUUUUGAGGAAACAGAGAUUGCUUGCAAAUCCUUCGAUGAAACGAGCGAUGAUGUUCCCACAACCUGCACAACCAGGAGACGCUUUCCAUCAGAUACUGAAUGGACUGGCUCGCAAGUUGCCACAUAAAAAGCAUGUCUACUUAAAGCCUGGUGAGAAGAUUUUGAAUUGGACUGCGGGACCAGUGGGUGAUUUAAAACCUUGGUAAUGGAAGCAUUAUCAACAAUGAGGGAGGCAUUAUUUUCGUACUCAGUCUACUUUUUGGCCUAGGUCCCAAGUUACAUGAAAUAGGGAAUUUGUUGGCCCGCAACUGAGUUGUAAAUUUCUUCUCAAUCUUUAUUAAAUUUUAAUAUUUUGUA
Messenger RNA from Ziziphus jujuba (common jujube), 1744 nucleotides. Its product is annotated as probable beta-1,4-xylosyltransferase IRX10. Gene Ontology annotation, molecular function: glycosyltransferase activity. Gene Ontology annotation, biological process: glucuronoxylan biosynthetic process; plant-type secondary cell wall biogenesis. NCBI's taxonomy places the organism in Eukaryota, Viridiplantae, Streptophyta, Magnoliopsida, Rosales, Rhamnaceae. The record is from RefSeq and is a predicted model, not a curated record. The coding region runs from base 352 to 1593 and encodes 413 amino acids. The transcript is spliced from 4 exons.